Molecule: messenger RNA, 1483 nt
Organism: Stylophora pistillata
Lineage: Eukaryota; Metazoa; Cnidaria; Anthozoa; Scleractinia; Pocilloporidae
Source: RefSeq, a predicted model, not a curated record
AACUAAACAAGCGAACUAACAAGAAAAUAGAGGACAGCACUGGUGAAGAUUUUCUCCUAAUCAUCUGGACAUCAAGAAAGAGUCUGCCAAUUGCAAUGGAUAAUAAGAUCAUUAUUGGACACAUCCUCAGCCUCGUUAUCCAGUUGUUGUUGUCUGGUGUCUGGGUCGGGGCUUACAGGAGCUAUGGCUGCAUGGAAGGUAAAUGUGCCAUGGAGGAUUGCCGAAGCUCAAGCGGAUCUGGAAGAUCUAAUUACUGUUGGAUAGCAGCCGACUCAGCAGGAAAUUACAUGCGAUGUGGUCGGAAGGAGGAUUGUCGAGAGGCAGCUAGAUCUUGGGGUAAUUGCAAAGCUUUCUCUUGUUUUGCUAAUCGCGCUCCCAGCCCCACGAGAAGCUAUGGUAAAACGUGUGAGUCAAUCAGAUCUCGAAAACUUGCUGAACUGAAGAGAGAGUGCAAUAGUCAAGGUUAUAGUUUUGAAUCUUGGGCGAGAAGGUACAACACGGUUCGGAAAUUAAAAUCAAAGUUCGAGCCUUGCGUUGGCGACAUCAUAGAAGAGGAGGCCAAAAAGGUCAUCAAGUACUGUCACUGCUAUAACAAAUGUGGAAACGAUCAGACAGAGAAGGAAACCUGCACAGUCCAGGGAUUGGAUAGGAGGUUGGAUCUUGAAAUGGAUGUGAAUGACCCUUUCAAAGCAGUAUGCGCCAUCGAUUGCGAUCCGGAAGAAAAGCUGGAGUUCUUGCAGAAAGUGAUAAAUGAGCACUCAACUCAAACUGCUACCAAGAAGGUGAUCAUCACCAAAGGAAUGUCAUCUUCCAAGACUUCAUCCACCGGUGGAAGCAGCAGCACAACCGUGUCAGGCGAGAUCGGGUUCCAAGUAAUGAACGUCUUCUCAGCUAAGUUUGGCGUAUCACAUACAACAGGUCACAACUGGAAUACGGGUUCCACAAGGACAGAAUUUCAGCAAGUGACCAGUGAAAUAUCCAUACCCGUUGAGCCAGGUGAUGAAGUCUCAGUUUACCAGGUUGUUGGCGAAUGUAAAAACAGUGAUGGCACUGUGUUCACCAUGAAGACUCCCACUUAUAGGAUAAAGGGAAAAGACGGUUCUACAGAAACCAGAAGGGAUCAUUCCUCUGAAGAACAGCAACAUUUGUUAAACAGCCACAAACAUUCAUUGAAGACUCUCUGGGGAAAAGACAGGUCUACCGAAACCAGUAGGGGUCAUUCCUCCAAAGAACACUAACAUUUGGUACACAGUAAAAAUAUUGAUAAUUUUCCAGCCAUUGUACUUGCAAUGGGGCAAUAAAACGAAAAGUCGCAUUGAAAUAUACCAUUUGCAAUGACUUUACAUUAAAAAAAAAAGGAGAUAGCACACAGUGUAUUAUUUUAACAGCUUGUCCUCAAGACUUUUUUUUUGGUGAAACUUUUCAACGAUCAUCAUCCGUUUAGGCAGGGAUAGUCCACAUGUACAAGCCCUCACAUAGCGAU